GUUUCGGAGGAGUACGGUUAUGAUAAACUUAUGUCAAUAUUCACGGAUGUAAAUAAAUGCUGCAAUGGAUGAAUGUGACGAGAUAUCUUUACCUAGUGAUACUUUGAAAAUAUUGCAUGAAUUUUUGCAAGAAAAACAAAAACGAGAGGAAGAUGAGCAGCACAAAAUUGAGAACAAAUUGGGUAAAGAAGCCACCUUUGAGGAAAAUUGGCAACUAAGUCAAUUUUGGUACAGUAAAAGCACAAAAAAGAUUCUGAGUUCAGUCGUAAGAAAAUUGGUCGAUAACGCUACAAAAGACAAUUUUAAAAUAGCGUUAUUAUCGUGUCCUUCACUGUAUUGUGUUGUAAAAGAAACGCAUCCCAAUGUUAAAAUAUUUGAAUAUGAUAAGCGAUUUUCUGCGUAUGGAGAUGAUUUCAUAUUUUAUGAUAUAAACGAAGCUAUCACAUUAACGCACCUCCAAGAUGAAUGGAAUAGUUUUGAUUUAAUUAUAGCAGACCCGCCGUUUCUAUCAGAAGAAUGUAUUAUAAAAAUUUCUGAAAUUAUUACCAACCUUGGGAAAGACAACUCAAAGAUAAUAUUUUGCUCAGGAGCAACAGUAGAAACUUGGUUAAUCAAAUAUUUAAAUUUAAAAAAAUGUCGGUAUCGCCCUGAACAUGAAAGAAACUUGGGAAAUGAAUUUGCCACUUAUGCUAAUUUUGAACUGGAUAAUUUUAUUGAAUUAUAAAAAAAAUGUAUUUGGCUAUUAAGAAUUUUUCAAAAUCAAUAAACUAAAUUUAUAUGACUGCACUAAUACAAUUUUGUGUGAACGAUAAUAAAUAUAUGGUGUCAAAGUGUUAAAUGCUCAAAUUCUACUUAGUAGAGUCAGCAUCCUUGCGUUGCUGUACUAGUUCACGUAAGCCAUCCUCUUGGUCCUU
Molecule: messenger RNA, 914 nt
Organism: Teleopsis dalmanni
Lineage: Eukaryota; Metazoa; Arthropoda; Insecta; Diptera; Diopsidae
Product: protein-lysine N-methyltransferase CG9154
Exons: 4
Coding region: 65-724 (219 amino acids)
Biological process (GO): methylation
Molecular function (GO): nucleic acid binding; protein-lysine N-methyltransferase activity
Source: RefSeq, a predicted model, not a curated record